AACACAUGUCUUUCCCUCCCAACACUCACAGACGUGCAGGCCCCACUCCGGCCACCCAACCCACCUUCUCCGACCGCCCCGUUCCUUCCGGUUCGUUUCGUCGACUAAUCUCCAAACAUUUUUUUCCUCUUCACAACUCGGCAACUGCUGACUGCCCCGCACUCAUUUGCUCUCCACCCCUACCGCCUGCCUCAGAUCUCGAUGCGGCGCAAGCUUCCCGGAGACGCGCCGCUGUCGGCGGCGAGGGCCGGUCAUGCUUCGUCCGCAUCCGCGCCGUCCGAGGCGGACCUGGCUCAGCUCUCCGCGGCCAUCGCAGCCGGGGAGGACCUGGGCCCCUUCGUGCGCCGGGCCUUCGCGUGCGGCCGCCCCGAGCCGCUGCUCGCCUCGCUCCGCGGCGCGGCGCGGGACCGAGAGGCCGAGAUCGAGGAGCUCUGCCGCGCACACUUCCACGAUUUCAUCCGCGCCGUCGACGACCUUCGGUCCCUCCUGGCCGACGCCGAUGCGCUCAAGGGCUCCCUCUCGGCGUCCCACUCCGUGCUUCUCUCCUCGGCGGCCCCGCUGCUCGCCUCGCUUGAGUCCUUCCUCGCUGCGCGCUUGCUCGCGGGGAACCUCUCCUCCGCGCUAGCCUCCUCCCGACGGUGCGUACGGCUGCUCGCGCUCGCGGCGCGGGCGAACGCGCACCUCCAGGCCGGCAACCAUGGGCUCUACCUCGCCCUGCGCGCCGUCGACGCCAUCGACCGUGAUCUCGCCUCGGGAUCCGAGCUGCUGCCGCUACCCGCGCUCCGCCGCAUGCUUCUCAGCGUCGUCCCUGCGGUGCGCGCGCAUGCCGAGCGCGAGAUCUCCAGGGAGUUUUCCGACUGGAUGGUUAGCAUCCGCGCUGCUUCGAGGCACCUCGGUCAGGUGGCCAUCGGCCGCUCGGCUGCCGCCAGGCAGCGCCAGGAGGAGCUCCGCUCCAAGCACCGCCCGCUGGAGGGCUGCAUCACCUUGGAUGACGAUGGAGUUGGUGACCUCGAUGAUUUUGCGGCAGCCGCGGCAACUGCUGACGCGGCAGAUGGUGCUGCUGCAGCCUCUUUUGACCUUACGCCGCUCUAUCGAGCGAUGCAUAUACACCAGACGCUGGCGCUGGGUGAGCGGUUCAAGAAGUACUACCUGGAAAACAGGAAGCUGCAGCUGACAUCGGACUUCGAUGUCAUUGCGGCGACGCCAUUCCUAGAGUCCCACCAGGUGUUUUUCUCGCAGAUUGCUGGGUUUUUUAUUGUUGAGGACCGGGUGUUUAGAACAGGGGGUGGGCUUACAUCUCGGCCAGAUGUAGAUGCACUUUGGGAUGCUGCUGUGGGGAAGAUGGUCUCUGUGAUGGAAGACAACUUCUCCAGGAUGCAGACAGCAAAUCACUUGCUUCUCAUCACUGAUUAUGCUGCUUUGCUUUCGGCCACAAUGCGGCGGUACGGUUAUCCAGUAGGAAUGCUGCUCGAUGUGCUGGCUAAGCACAGAGACAAGUACCAUGAUUUGCUGCUUGCAGAUUGCCGUAGGCAGGUGGCAGAGGCACUGGCUGCAGAUAAGUUUGAUCAGAUGCUCAUGAGAAAGGAGUAUGAAUACUCAAUGAAUGUCCUUGCAUUUGGAAUUCAGAGCUCAGACAUCACCCCAGCUUUCCCAUACGUUGCACCGUUCUCCUGCACUGUCCCAGAUAUUUGCCGUAUUGUUCGCUCAUUCAUUGAAGAUUCUGUGAGCUUCAUGGCACAAGGGGGUGGUGGGGAUACUUAUGCAGCAGUGAAGAAGUACCUUGGCCGUAUCCUUUCUGAGGUGGUGGAUGCUUCCAUUCAAAAACUUGUUGAUUCAGGCAGUGGUCUAAGUGUGUCCCAGGCAAUGCAGGUCGCUGCUAACAUGUCUGUGAUGGAGCGGGCAUGUGAGUUCUUCACACGCCAUGCUGCACAACUGUGUGGUGUGCCACUGCGUGCUGUGGACCGUGGUCGGCGGGACUUCCCACUUCGCAGGUCACGUGAUGCUGCGGAGGCGCUCCUGCUGCGGCUCCUAUGUGCUAAGGUUGAUGAGUUCAUGCGGCAAUCUGAUGGUGUUAACUGGAUGGCUGAUGACGCUCCUCCUGGCGGCAAUGAGUAUGCCAACGAGGUCAUCAUCUACCUUGAGACGCUCACAUCAACUGCACAGCAGAUCCUUCCCCUUCCCGUGCUCCGCCGUGUACUUGUGGCAGUGCUUGCCCACAUCUCUGAAAGGAUCAUUGAGCUCUUCUUGAACGAUUCAGUGAAGCGGUUCAAUGCCAAUGCGGUCACUGGAAUAGAUACUGAUCUCAAAAUGUUUGAGACGUUUGCAGAGGGCAUGUCUAGCCUGUUCGUGGACUCAGGUCAAGAAUCUGCAAAAAAUGAAAUGAAGGCUGCACUUGUGGAAGCAAGGCAGCUAGUGAAUCUUCUUAUGAGCAAUAGUCCAGAGACUUUCCUAAAUCCAGUGAUUCGUGAAAAGAGCUAUAACAAGCUAGAUUAUAGAAAGGUUGCAAUCAUCUCAGAAAAGUUUAGAGAUACCUCAGAGAGUUAUUUCUCAACAUUCGGAACAAGGGGUGCCAGGCAGAACCCAAAGAAGAAAUCUCUGGAUACCCUGAUCAAGAGGCUCAGAGAAGCCAGUUAGAUAUCCUCCCUGCUAAGAUAGGGAUGCUUUUAUUUCCUCCCUCCAGUUCCAUGCACUUGGUGACAAGCGACUUGAUGUUAUAUAUUUGAAAGUUAUAAAGGUAAACUUUGGGGCUUUGGAGUUCAAUUUACCUCGCUGUUUAGGUAUAUUGAAAUUGGAUGAUGACUAACAGGGUAGAUGAUUGUUUGGAGCUGCAGAACCUCAGUCAUUUUUCCUUACCAAUUCAGAAAUAGCGAAUCUUUAAAUCAACAGAGGAUUUUCCUACCAAUAUAGAGAAACCAGAUCCAUAAAGAAUAUGGUAUCCUCUUUUUAUACUUGUUUUGUAUCAUAUUUGUAGUACUUUUUAUAUAACUUUGGCCAAACUUAAAUCGUUUGACUCCUCGAAAAGUGACAAUCGCUCUUUUUUGUGGAUGGAGAGAGUAAUAAUUGAUAACUUGUUGUAUAUAAAUUUUAAAAUUCAAGUUCCAAACUAGGGCAAGUGUAUGGUGAACAUUUUUUUCAUUACUUAUGUUUUAAUAAUUUGUGCAUUUUUUAUCCAUGUAUAGCAGUAAAAGUUAUGUUGCCAUUGCCAAGCUUGAGGCAUUUAAUUUACCUUCUGUUUCUGCCCUAUGGGCUUAUGACUUUCCACAAUACUGCCACACAUAGUCUUUUAUACUGUCUUGCACUGUCUUUUUCUGCACCACUAAAAUAGUUCCACCAGCCAUGUGAAGCCUUAGAAGGCUAAUCCAGACAGUUAGUCAUAGGUUUUUGCAAAUUUGUUUGGGGGAAACAGACAACCAUAUCUCUAUACUGCAAGCUUUGCUAAUUUAGACAGCUUUGAUCCAUUUCUUUACUAUAUGUGUAUGGCUACUUUGUGUAGCUUACUGGUUAGUGUUACUGUCUGUGUGUGGCUACUUUGUACAGCUUACUGGCCAGUGUCCUAUGGUCUAUUAGAGCUGAAAUAACUUCUUGCAAUCACUGGUUGAAUCUUGGUUGUUACGGUAGUAACUAAGGCCACUUUGGAUGAGUCAUUUACCUGAACCCUUUAUGUGUAACUAAUUUAAGUCAUCCGAAUAUGUCAAUUGGCCUAUAACAGUGAAAUAUGUUAUAAGUUGUUCUUUAGAAUUACUCCCAUUACUGUUUUGUGGUUUCCCUUCAACUCAACUCAUUUUGCAAUUAUUGUACAAUGCUAUCAAUUCAUCUGCAGCUUUUGCAUAAGCAUACCUCCAUAAGCUUUGUGAGCUGUGUUCAUGUCCAAAAGGACUCGCAAAGAGAACAGGGACUACAAGUUGGUAUUGUCAUUCGGUGAAAAUAUGGUCAUUGCACAAAAGCGUCCCAUCUGCGCACAUAAUUUUCAACUGUGAUCAUGGCACAAAAAGAAAAUGUUCAAGCCUGUGCACAUUUAUUCAUGUUGGAAGUGUGAUGAUCAGCUCAUUUGUUACAAAUAAGAUGAAGUUUAACCAUUUAGUUCUGCAAUUCAUCGCCUUUGUAGUGGCAAGAAUUGUUGAUUUAUCUUUAAAUCAGGAUUGUUGAUUUUCA
Messenger RNA from Zea mays, 4152 nucleotides. RefSeq lists its product as uncharacterized. Gene Ontology annotation, biological process: exocytosis; intracellular protein transport; Golgi to plasma membrane transport. Lineage: Eukaryota; Viridiplantae; Streptophyta; Magnoliopsida; Poales; Poaceae. Gene Ontology annotation, cellular component: exocyst; membrane. The record is from RefSeq and is a predicted model, not a curated record. Bases 202 to 2634 code for a protein of 810 amino acids. The transcript has 3 exons.